AAUAUUCAUCGAUUAGAUUCUCAACCAUCCCUAUAAAAUCAUCUCCUCACUCGACAAACAUUUUAUCUGCAAUUUCAUUUUCGUCGUCCACUUUCUGUGAAAUAGUAAUAAAACUUUCCCCUCGAAUUUCGCAGGCAGGAGGAUCCAAUCUUUGUAUCAGGAAUCGCUUAUGGCUUCAAAGCGGAUCUUGAAGGAGCUCAAGGAUCUCCAAAAGGAUCCUCCUACCUCUUGCAGUGCUGGUCCUGUCGCUGAGGACAUGUUUCAUUGGCAAGCUACAAUCAUGGGUCCUCCAGAUAGUCCAUAUGCAGGAGGGGUUUUCUUAGUUACCAUUCAUUUCCCACCAGACUACCCUUUCAAGCCUCCUAAGGUUGCUUUCAGGACCAAAGUUUUCCACCCAAAUAUAAACAGCAACGGAAGCAUAUGUCUUGACAUAUUGAAGGAGCAGUGGAGCCCAGCCCUAACUAUCUCCAAGGUGCUGCUUUCCAUAUGUUCUCUGCUGACAGACCCAAAUCCCGAUGAUCCAUUGGUUCCUGAGAUUGCCCAUAUGUAUAAAACUGACAGGACCAAGUAUGAGACCACUGCAAGGAGCUGGUCUCAGAAAUAUGCCAUGGGCUAACCUUAAAUUUGUGUGGACGAAUGUGGUUGGCCCUUUUACCUUUGAACAUUUUACUUUUUACAUUUUAUGUAUUAAAUAGUGUAAUCCAUCUUUGAAGUCCUAAAUAUGGACUACAUAGAGGUCCAAGAAUUGCCCUAGAGUAAAAAUGACCGGCACAUUGUUUUCAAGCUGUUUGUAUGUGUAGUUCAUCUAUCAAAUGUUUUUUCUAUAAUUCAUAUCAUGUGCUUGUUAUCUCAA
Messenger RNA from Salvia splendens (bonfire salvia), 853 nucleotides. RefSeq names its product ubiquitin-conjugating enzyme E2-17 kDa. The transcript has 5 exons. Bases 170 to 616 code for a protein of 148 amino acids. Lineage: Eukaryota; Viridiplantae; Streptophyta; Magnoliopsida; Lamiales; Lamiaceae. The record is from RefSeq and is a predicted model, not a curated record.